GGGGCGAGAGGUCAGAGAUCGGCGCGGCGCCCCGGAAGUGGAAGCCGGCGGUGCGCUGCCUUCCAUUCUCUCGCAGCCCGCGGCGCGCACGAGGUGUUCCCGCGUGGGCCUGCGUUUCUCGGGCCGCCGCCGCGCGCCCCGUCGCCAUGAGCCUGCCCCUCAACCCAAAGCCCUUCCUCAACGGGCUGACGGGGAAACCGGUGAUGGUGAAACUGAAGUGGGGGAUGGAGUACAAGGGCUACCUCGUCUCCGUUGACGGCUACAUGAACAUGCAGCUUGCGAACACAGAAGAGUAUAUCGAUGGUGCGCUGUCUGGACACCUGGGGGAAGUUUUGAUAAGGUGCAAUAAUGUUUUGUACAUCAGAGGUGUGGAAGAAGAGGAAGAAGAUGGAGAAAUGAGAGAAUGAUGUUUUGUAUGUCUGCAAAUAAAGUUUUUUCUUUUUUUUUUCUUUU
Lagopus muta (rock ptarmigan) is the source of this 453-nucleotide messenger RNA. It is a transcript of the gene SNRPF, whose product is annotated as small nuclear ribonucleoprotein polypeptide F. Gene Ontology annotation, cellular component: U1 snRNP; catalytic step 2 spliceosome. Gene Ontology annotation, biological process: spliceosomal snRNP assembly; mRNA splicing, via spliceosome. Lineage: Eukaryota; Metazoa; Chordata; Aves; Galliformes; Phasianidae. Gene Ontology annotation, molecular function: RNA binding. The record is from RefSeq and is a predicted model, not a curated record. Bases 147 to 407 code for a protein of 86 amino acids. The transcript is spliced from 4 exons.